This is a messenger RNA of Lottia gigantea (owl limpet), 959 nucleotides long. RefSeq lists its product as hypothetical. NCBI's taxonomy places the organism in Eukaryota, Metazoa, Mollusca, Gastropoda, Lottiidae. Gene Ontology annotation, molecular function: chromatin binding; protein binding. Gene Ontology annotation, cellular component: Set1C/COMPASS complex. The coding region runs from base 18 to 959 and encodes 313 amino acids. The record is from RefSeq and is a predicted model, not a curated record. The transcript is spliced from 9 exons.
UUUCCGUGAAUAAUAAAAUGAGAUUAACUGAAAAUGUGGUGCGAAAUCUUCGCGUUGCGAAGAUAUUUCGAGAAAACACUGAACGCAUUAAUAGCAUUGAUUUCUCCUCAAACGGAGAGACAUUGAUUUCGAGUAGCGAUGAUGAUUCAAUUGUUAUUUAUGAUUGUUUGAACGGAACACCGAAAAGAACAUUAAACAGUAAAAAAUAUGGAGUAGAUUUAAUUAGAUACACACAUGCAGUUAAUGCAGCAUUGCAUUCUUCUACUAAAGUAGAUGAUACCAUAAGAUAUUUGUCGUUACAUGAUAAUAAAUAUAUUCGUUAUUUCCCUGGUCAUACAAAAAAGGUUGUUACAUUGUGCAUGUCACCUAUAGAUGAUAGUUUUCUAUCUGGUUCAUUAGAUAAAACAAUCAGAUUAUGGGAUCUCAGAUCGCAGAAUUGUCAGGGCUUGAUGCAUUUAUCUGGAAGACCAGUUGCGUCAUUUGAUCCUGAAGGACUUAUUUUUGCUGCUGGAAUUAAUUCUGAAACAGUUAAACUUUAUGAUUUAAGAUCUUUCGACAGGGGACCAUUUGCAGCAUUUAAAUUGCCACAAGAUAAAGAAUGUGACUGGACUGGUGUUAAAUUUAGUCCUGAUGGUAAAUUAAUAUUGAUAUCAACUAAUGGUGGUGUAUUACGGCUACUUGAUGCUUUUCAAGGAACACCCUUACAAAAUUUUACUGGUUUUACAAACAAUAGAGGGUUACCAAUAGAAGCAUCUUUCAGUCCAGAUUCACAGUUUGUAUUUUGUGGUUCAACUGAUGGUAAAGUACACAGUUGGAGCACGGAAACUGGUACUAAAUUAGCAAUAUUACAAGCAGAUCAUCCGGGUCCAAUACAAAAUUUACUUUUUAAUCCUAAAUAUAUGAUGAUGGCUUCAGCUUGUUCAAAUAUGGCAUUUUGGUUACCAUUAGUUGAUGAAUGA